AUGCCAUGUAAUUUGAAAACAAGAUACAUCCCAGCAACUUUUGCAUGGACGUUACUCCUUGUUACCACUUCCUUGUUUUUUUAUUUUCCGUGCCAGUACUUCAUUUUUAAAUAUCCAUGGGUACCCGCAUGCCAAGGGAUUAUUACAUUCUUCGUACUUGCCAAUUUUACAUUGGCGACUUUUAUGGAUCCGGGGGUGAUUCCAAAAGCAUCACCUGACGAAGACAGGGAAGAUGAUCUAAGAUCACCACUUUAUAAAAAUACAGAAAUAAAUGGUAUCACGGUUCGGAUGAAGUGGUGUGUAACCUGUAAAUUCUAUCGCCCUCCGCGUUGUUCUCACUGUAGUGUUUGUAAUCAUUGUAUCGAGACGUUUGAUCACCAUUGUCCAUGGGUCAAUAAUUGUAUUGGAAGACGCAACUACAGAUACUUCUUUUUUUUCCUUGUGACCCUUAGCAUACAUAUGGCUUCCAUCUUCGGUCUUUGUUUGGUUUAUGUGCUGUUCAACAAAGAGCGAUUGACUGAAGUCACUACUAUUGUUUCUGUUGUUAUUAUAGGUAUUAUCACGUUACUUUUUAUACCAAUCUUUGGUUUAACUGGAUUCCAUAUAGUGUUAGUCGCAAGGGGAAGAACCACGAAUGAGCAGGUUACUGGCAAAUUCAGAGGAGGUUAUAAUCCCUUCUCUCAAGGUUGCUGGACUAAUUGCUUCUACUCUCUUUGUGGGCCUCAAUUCCCGAGUUUGUUAAAGCCAAACCGUUACGUGGGGAAGAAGAAAGACUGCCCUGCCAUCGCAAUGAUUGCUGCUCAUGAAAAUCAGCAGGUGAAAACGUACAUGGACACGAGUAAUGGCGUUCGAGGAAACAAUCCGAACGCGUACAAUAAGUUAUCGCCUGGGCGAGAUGUAGUUGAUGAAAUAAUGGAGCCAUCAGCUUCACAAUCUCAAGAUUGCGAACCCACUCCGCCUCUUCAUAGGCAUGGUUCGAAAACGAACUUCUACCUUCCUCCCGUCGAUUCGGAUUCUCCUAGGAACUAUCCUCCAAGGCCAAGAACAAGACUUGACAUGCCAGGCUCAAGAAGUCACACACCUGAUUUAGAAAGGGGGAUGGUUGGGGUCGCCCCAUCCCCUACGAUGCAUCAGCGCUUAAAAACAAUCGGAGUUCCUACUCCGUUAGCUAUAUCCAGCCCACUUAGAAGAUCAAAUCCCGGAACCCCAACACAGCCUAGGAGGCCAGAUUUUAUCGGGGUACCUGGCAACGGAACGAGUGGAGGUAAUGGUUAUUACGGCGCUGGUGGAAGCCCUCAAAGGAGGUUUCUGUCCGAAGGAGAACUGUUAAGGGGUGGUGACGGUUCCGGCAGUUACUCAAGGACUAAUAACACGGUAGAUAAUAUAAGAGAACUAGCCGGUUCGCCUCAGAGGGGUGUUUAUACAUGGAAAGAUACUUCUCCCUCAGGAUACGAUCAGUAUAGAUCCAAUCCUACUAGUCCAACAGGGCGUGGAUACUAUCGUCCACCGCCUCAGCCUGCUUAUCACCAUCAAUCGCCUCAGGCUAAGAGGAAAGCUGCAACACCAUCGGGGAGGAGACCCAUGUCUUUUGUCAGGGCCCUCGAGGUUUCAGAUUCUCUCGAAAUGCAGCAGUCAGCUGUACAAGAACGUAGGGGCACCACUCCUACUCCCGACAGAGCUUCUGUCUACGAUAUGAACUAUGAAAUAUCCGUAUGA
This is a messenger RNA of Nezara viridula (southern green stink bug), 1716 nucleotides long. The record is from the annotation of a GenBank genome assembly. NCBI's taxonomy places the organism in Eukaryota, Metazoa, Arthropoda, Insecta, Hemiptera, Pentatomidae.